Molecule: messenger RNA, 552 nt
Organism: Lucilia sericata (common green bottle fly)
Lineage: Eukaryota; Metazoa; Arthropoda; Insecta; Diptera; Calliphoridae
Exons: 2
Source: RefSeq, a predicted model, not a curated record
AUGGCUUCAAGUAUAGAAGAAAAUAAUAUUUAUGUUACUUUAUUAAGUAAUGAUUCAGUGCAUAUUUAUAACAACUCUCCAAGUACGUUUACAAACUUGUUAAAACAAUCGUUAAACUUAAAUGGUGAAUGGAUUCGAAAUAUUUCAAAUUUGGAUAAGUCUUCAAAACAUGAAGUAACGACAAUAUCAAAGUUGAGCACUUAUGAACAUGAUAACAUUAAAUCAAAAUUUAAGGAACUUAUGGAUUCAUCAAAUGGGAAGGAAACAAAUUUAAGUAUUAAUAAUACAACAAAUAAUACUCCACAAACUAACGUAUCAUUAAAAGAAAAAGUCAACAAAAGCUUAAAUAAAGUGAACGUAGAACGUAAUGCUCAAGUUAUCACCAAAGAAUCAGGAAGUGAUAAAAAAGAUUUAAAUCAAGAAUUAGAGAAUGACAGGAACGAUUCUAUUUUAUCGACCACACAUAAUAUUUUGGAAAACUCGUUAAAUAAAUUUUCCAGUAACAUUUCGCAUUAUUGGAAUAAAGUUGAUUCAACUGAUGUAACCGAAAUU